Molecule: messenger RNA, 13763 nt
Organism: Diachasmimorpha longicaudata
Lineage: Eukaryota; Metazoa; Arthropoda; Insecta; Hymenoptera; Braconidae
Gene: kst
Product: spectrin beta chain, non-erythrocytic 5
Exons: 12
Coding region: 509-13066 (4185 amino acids)
Biological process (GO): actin cytoskeleton organization
Cellular component (GO): cell junction; cortical actin cytoskeleton; plasma membrane
Molecular function (GO): phospholipid binding; actin filament binding
Source: RefSeq, a predicted model, not a curated record
AGAGCGGUCUCGACCGGCCAAGUCCCGAUGCCGCUAAGCCCCGGGCAGGGCCCCCGCGCCGACAACUUUUAGUUAUUCGCGAACGUAGUUAACGUGAAAACCUCACCGCACCCCCGGCAUGUGUAAUGGUGCUCGUUAUUUCCUUCAAGUUCACAUUUCAAGUGCAAAGUUUUUGGUGAAAAAAAUUGUAUACAUAUAAUUGAACGACAGAAUUGUAAACAAUUCAUCGAGCAUUCGAUCCCGAAUCACCUCGACUACAGUAACUGUUACUUAUUCUUGGAUUUUGUUGAUUGUGUGAUUGUCCAGAUUCAGGAAUUUUUUUUUCACGCCACACGCAACGACAAAUUCACCAUUUUUUGGAUAAAUUCAACGAACUGAGGAAGGGGCACAGUAUGAGCCCGGCGCUGGACAACGCGCCCUACCCCAACGAACUAAUAACAUCCUGGUGGACGAUUAUACACCGUCGCGGAUCAACAGAUACCGAGGUGGCACUCAAAUACAAAAGAGAAUGACUCAGAGGGAGGAUGUGCUCAAGUUUGAGCAGGGGAGGAUAAAGGCCCUGCAGGAGGAGCGUCUGCAUAUUCAGAAAAAGACGUUUACAAAAUGGAUCAACUCAUUUUUACUCAAGGCACGAAUGGAAGUGGAGGACCUGUUCACAGAUUUAGCAGACGGCAAGAAACUACUGAAACUCCUGGAAAUCAUAUCCGGUGAAAGACUGGCAAAGCCGAACAAUGGACGUAUGCGAGUACACAAGAUCGAGAACGUGAACAAGUCCCUGGCGUUCCUGCACACAAAGGUGAGACUAGAGAGCAUAGGGGCUGAGGACAUUGUUGAUGGAAAUCCAAGACUAAUACUUGGACUCAUAUGGACCAUUAUUCUUCGAUUUCAAAUACAAGAAAUUGAGAUUGAUGUUGAUGAGGAGAAUGAGAGCAGUGAAAAGAAGUCAGCGAAGGAUGCCUUGUUGCUGUGGUGUCAAAGGAAGACCAAUGGAUAUCCAGAUGUCAAUAUUCAAGAUUUUACAGGAUCCUGGCGAAGUGGUCUCGGCUUCAACGCUCUCAUCCACGCUCACCGUCCAGAUUUGGUUACCUGGUCCGAACUCCAACAAGGAAAACACAUUGACAAUCUCAAUUACGCCUUCGAUGUUGCUAAUUCAGAGCUUGGAAUACCACGACUGUUGGACGCCGAGGACGUUGACACUGCUCGACCCGACGAAAAAUCAAUCAUCACCUACGUUGCCUCCUACUAUCACACCUUCGCCCGAAUGAAGAAUGAAAUAAAAUCUGGCAAAAGAAUAGCAAACAUUGUCGGCCAAAUGAUGGACGCCGACAAAAUGAAAAUUCAUUAUGAAAAACUUACGGCAAAUCUGCUUGAAUGGAUAAAACACAAAAUAAUGGUAUUGGAGAAUCGAAAUUUUCCAAAUUCACUGGAGGGUAUCCAGCGUGAAUUACUAGGAUUUAAGCAGUACCGUACAGUUGAGAAACCACCAAAGUAUAAAGAACGUUCAGAAAUUGAAGCCUUAUACUUCCACAUUAAUACACAGCUCAAAUCACUCAAUCAACCUGCAUUUAUUCCUCAAGAGGGUCAACUAGUGCAGGACAUUGAGAGAAAUUGGGUGGAAUUAGAGCGGGCUGAGCAUCGACGAGAAGUUGCUUUGCGUACCGAAUUACUUCGUCAAGAGAGACUUGAGCAAUUGAACUACAAAUUUGAGAAAAAAAGCGUAUUACGCGAAGGCUACCUCAAAGAAAUGAUUCAAGUUCUCUCGGAUCCUCGAUACGGCAGCAAUUUGGCUCAAGUAGAUGCAACAGUGAAAAAACACGAGGCGAUAAGCGCUGACAUCUUGGCACGUGAGGAGAGAUUUCAUGACUUGACCAAUAUGUCAGAAGAACUUGUACGAGAGAAUUAUCACGGUCUUGAGCGGGUAAGAUCACGCGAGCAAGAAGUGUUGGAGAGAUGGAGAGGGCUUUUAGCACUUCUCGAUCAUCAUAAAUCCAAUUUAGCAGCUCUAUGUUCAUUGAUGUCCCUCAUGAGAGAAAUUGACACGACAUUAGCAACGAUUCAAGAAUUACAGCUUAAUUUCCAAAGCACAGACGUUGGCCCACAUCUGCUUGGUGUUGAAGAUCUCCUCCAGAAACACAGCCUUCAGGAGCUCCAGGUCACAGCACUCGGUGAAACCCAACGUAGACUAGGCAGACAAGCUGCCCAGCAUUUGGCACAACCACUGAGCAAAGAAGCUCCGUUACUUCAACAAAAACUCGAGAGACUCAACAGCACUUACGAUGAUCUUGUUGAGAAUAGUAAGGAAAGAAAGGCACGUUUGGAAGACGCCAGGAAUUUCUUUCAUUUUUUGCAGGAUCACGAGGAUGAGGAAUCGUGGUUAGUUGAAAAACAACGUAUUUGUAAAGCUGGUAUUUCAGCUAAAGAUUUACGAGCUGUCAUAUCUCUGCAACAAAAACAUAAGGCUUUACAAGAUGAGAUCAAAGUACGUAGGCCGAAAUCUGAGCAAUUGUGCAAUGCUGGAAAGAAAUUGAUUGGUGAUAAUCAUCCAUCAUCACUCGAAAUACAGAAUCGAAUAGAAUCAUUGCAGGAGCACUGGAAGGUACUCGAGGAGUUGGCAGCAUUACGUAAAAAACAGUUGGACGAUGCUGCUGAGGCAUUCCAGUAUUAUGCUGAUGCUAAUGAGGCUGAUUCGUGGAUGAAUGAGAAAAUGGCAUUGGUGGCAUCAGAGGAUUACGGAGUUGAUGAGCCCAGUGCUCAAGCCUUACUCCAGAGGCACAAAGAUUUACAGGGUGAACUGAAUGCCUAUAAAGGUGAUGUUCAAUCGUUGAAUAGCCAAGCUGACAAACUCAUUCGAGCUGGAAUAUCUGCCCUGGAACUUUCAGCAGAUCCAGAGCCCGUUGCUGAACUUGAACAAGAGGAAUGGAGUAAGGAAGUACGCCUGGUACCGCAAGAUGAGUGGGUGGACGAAAUAAUUGAACGUAUUGAGCCUAAAACUAUACUUGAGGAUAGAUUAUUUCCACAGGUAAAGAGUUUGUAUCCAUUUAGUGGUGAGGGUACGCACAUGGUCAAAGGUGAAGUCAUGUUUCUCAUGAGUAAAACGAAUAACGACUGGUGGAACGUCAGAAAAGCCGACGGCUCCGAUGGUUAUGUGCCUGCUAAUUAUGUACGGGAAAUUGAGCCAAAAGUAAUACAGGUGCAAGUCAAAAGACCGGAGAAAGUGCGUGUUACACAGCGAGUUAAAAAAACAAAAAUGGUUAAUCAAGUGAUACCAGUUAGAAGAGUUAAAUCAAUAAAAUCAACAGUGAAACCGAUAAAACGUAAGACUGUAAAUGACAGUGAUAAUGUUGAAAAAAGACAGAAAAGAAUCAAUGAUACGUACAAUGAGCUCUGUCAAUUAUCAACAAAACGUCAUGCACUAUUGGAAGAUGCAAUAAGGCUUUAUGGAUUCUAUCGUGAGUGUGAUGAUUUUGAAAAAUGGAUUAAAGAUAAGGAAAAGAUGUUGCGUGCUGACGAUUCCAAGGAUAAUGUUGAAACUGCCAAGAGAAAAUACGAAAAAUUCUUGACAGAUCUUUCAGCAUCGGGAAAGCGGGUUGAAGCUAUUGAUGCUGCUGUUGCUGAUUUUGUUAAACAGGGUCACAGCCAAUUGGACAAAGUUAAAGCACGACAGAGGCAUAUUCAUCAACUGUGGGAUCAUCUCAACUGGCUAAAGACACAAAAAGAAAAAUCUUUAGAAGGAGCAUCUAGUGUAGAAUUGUUUAAUCGUACAUGCGAUGAAGCUCACGAUUGGAUGCUUGAAAAAAUAACUCAAUUGGACACUGCGGAAUUAGGGCCAGACUUGAAGACAGUUCAAGCACUUCAGCGCAGACAUCAACAUUUAGAGAGAGAGCUAGCUCCUGUAGAGGAGAAAGUACGAAAAGUCAAUCUUCUCGCGAAUAGUGUGAAAUCUUCGUAUCCAAACGAGCACAAUAACGUUAAUGCAAGGCAAAAUCAGAUCAAGGAACUGUGGCAUAAAGUGCAGACUAAAGCUAAGGAGCGUAGAUCAAGAUUGGAAGAUGCUGUGGGACAGCAAAUUUUCAUGAACAGUUCGAAAAGUCUCAUUCACUGGGCAUCGGACAUUCAAGAAGCUAUGAAAGCCGAAGAACCAGUUCGUGACGUGGCUACGGCUGAAAAACUCCAAAAACAGCACACAGAACUCGGUGAAGAGGUAAAAACACGCGAGGAUGAGUUCCGGGAAGUUGAAGAUCUGGGUAAUCAGCUGCUACAUAGAAAUCCAGCUUUGCAUGAUGUAGGUGAACGUUUGGAUAAAUUACAUGGUCUUUAUCAAGCAGUGACGUCAGAUUGGAACGCCAAAGAGGAGUGGCUACGUCAGUGUUUGGAAUUACAGCAAUUUAAUCGGGAAGCUGAUCAAAUUGAGGCAACUACGAGCUCCCACGAGGUGUUUUUGGAAUUUACAAAUCUUGGUGAGUCCCUCGAUGAUGUUGAAGCACUGCUCAAGCAGCACGAGAAAUUUGAGAAUACUUUGCACGCCCAAGAUGAACGCCUCAAGGCUUUCAGUGAUACAGCUGAUCGAUUGAUAGCACAGAAGCAUUAUGAUAAGGAUUACAUCAAUGAUAAGAGGAAUCAAGUGCUCUCUAGGAGGGCUGCUGUCAAGGAUGAGGCACAAACACGAAGAGCUGCUCUCAAAGCUUCGGAAAAUUAUCAACAAUUUUGCGCUGAAGUUGAUGAUCUCAGAGAUUGGCUUGGAGAUAAGAUGAAAGUUGCGUCGGAUGAGAGUUACAGGGAUCUCAAUAAUCUUGAAAGAAAACUUCAAAAGCACGAGGCUUUUGAAAGAGAAUUGAGGGCCAAUGAGGGACAACUGCGUGCUGUUAAUAAAGCUGGAAAAGCUCUCAUCUCAGAGCAGAAUUAUCGAUCUAAUGAUGUCGGAGAUACACUGAAGGAUUUGAAUGAUCAGUGGAGCCAAUUGGUUGCUCUAUCUCUGGAGAAGGGGAGAAGACUCAGGCAAGCUGCUUCACAGCACGGCUACAACAGGACCAUGGAGGAUGCUAGGUUGAAGUUGGAGGAAAUUGAAAAUUCGUUGCAAAGUAAACAAGUGGGGACGGAUUUGAGAAGUUGUAAGGAGCUACUGAAGAAGCAUCAGAUUUUGGAGACUGAUAUGUGCCAGUGGGAGCAGAAAGUCGAUGAUUUGGUGGCCAUGGGUGAGGAGAUGGCGCAUGAGGGACAUUUUGAUGCGCCCAAUAUUUUGAAGACUAGCCAAGCAACGCAGAAAAAGUUUCGAAGUUUGAAAGAACCAGCUAAAAAGCGACGAGAUGCUUUGGAAGAGAGCCUUCGUUUCCAUAAAUUUGGAUUCGAACUUGAUGCAGAGUUGCAAUGGAUUAAGGAUCAUUACCCUCAAGCAUCAUCAACAACCCUUGGGCAAAAUCUUCAUCAAGCUCAGACACUCCAUAAGAAGCAUAAGAAGUUGGAAGCUGAAAUCGUUGGUCAUCAACCAAUGAUCGAUAAAACUCUGGCAACUGGGCAAUCACUGAUCGAUCAGACUCAUCCAGAACGAAAAAAGAUUCAAGAACUCUGCGAGGAGCUGGAUGAGGCUUGGAAAGACCUGCAGGAGAAAGCACUAGAGCGUAGUCGCGCUCUGGACCUCUCUCUCAGGGCACAAGAAUUUUUCUUCGAAGCUGGUGAAGUCGAGAGUUGGUUGGGCGAAAAGAACGACGUACUGAGUUCAACGGAUUACGGAAGGGAUCGCGACGCUGCGACAAAAUUACUCACAAAGCACAAGGCCAUGGAACUAGAAUUAGACUCUUACAACGGCAUCGUCACUGAAAUGGGUCACACAGCAGGUGCUAUGGUGAACGCUAAGCACCCUGAUAGUAAAGCCAUAGCAAGCAAACAGCAAGUGAUUGCCCAGCAGAUGAGAGCACUCCAGAGACUGGCGACUACUAGACAACAACGAUUAAUGGAGAGUAUGUAUCGUCACGAGUACUUCCUGGAGAGUAGAGAGUUAGAACAGUGGAUCAAGGAGCAGGAGCAAGCUGCUGCCUCGGAGGAUUAUGGACAGGAUUAUGAACAUUUGUUGAUCCUUCAAGCGAAAUUCGAUGAUUUCAAGCAUAGGAUCGAGGCGGGAUCAGAGAGGUUCAAUCAGUGUGAGGAAUUGGCCAAAAAAUUGAUCACCAACGAGAGUCCUUAUAUUCAAGAUAUUGAAAAACGCCAGGAACAACUUGGAGGUGAUGAGGAUAAUCCUGUUGCUCAGGUGCAGAGACUGCAUCAACAUAUGUGGGAAUCUUGGCAGCAUCUUCUCGGUUUAAUUCGCCACCGUGAGCAACGUCUCCAAGCAGCUGGAGAAAUUCACAGAUUCCAUCGUGACGUGGCUGAAGCACUGUCUCGAAUUCAAGAGAAAGAGGCAGCCCUCCCCGAAGACCUAGGGCGUGACUUGAACUCUGUAUUAGCCCUCAUCAGACGUCACGAGGGCUUCGAAAACGAUUUAGUAGCCCUCGAGGCUCAACUUCAGGUUCUAGUGGAAGAUGCCUCCAGACUCCAAGCUCUAUACCCCGGAAAUAAUGCCGCUCAUAUCGAUCAACAACAGCUAAUUGUCUUAACAAACUGGGAGGAACUGAAAGAGAAGUCAGCUCACAGACGGGACCAGCUGCAAGCAAGUUGUGAUCUUCAACGAUUCUUAACACAAGUUCGUGAUUUGAUGAAUUGGGCAGCUGGCCUGCGUGCUGCGUUAUCCACUGAAGACAAAGUUCGCGAUGCGGCGAGUGCGCAGAUCUUGAAAGCAGAGCAUGAAGGAAUCAAAGGUGAAAUCGAAGCUAGGGAAGACAGUUUUAGUGCUGUACUCGAUUUGGGUGAGGCUAUGGUGCAAACCGGUCAUUAUGCAGCACCAGAAGUUGAAGAGAAAUGCAAUCAAUUAUUGGACGAACGUCAGAAGCUUCACACAGCCUGGCAACAAAAGAAAGUCCACUUGGAUCAAUUGAUUGAUCUCCACUUUUUCCUCCGAGAUGCGAAACAACUGGACAAUUUGUCAGCUACUCAAGAAGCUGCUCUGAGCAAUGACAACUUCGGUGUGUCUGUUGAAGAAGUCGAUGUGCAGAUGAAGAAACACAACGAAUUUGAAAAGCUUCUAGUCACUCAGGACGAGAAAUUGGCAGCUCUACAAGAACAUGGAGACAAACUUUUGGCUCAAAAUCAUUUCGAUUCACCAACGAUUGCGCGUAGACUGUGUGAAGUAUCUGAAAAACGGGCUAAGAUUCGAGAUUUGUGCGAUGGAAGGAGAAAGAGAUUGGCUGCUAGUCUUCUGCAUGCACAGUUUAUAAGGGAUGUUGGCGAGGCUGAGUCAUGGAUAGGUGAGAAGCAAAAAAAACUUGAGGCUGAAGCAUCGAAGGGUGAAGUCUCUAGUCUAGAAGACAAAAUAAAGAAAUUGCAAAAGCACCAGGCAUUCCAAGCUGAAUUAGCAGCGAAUCAAAGUAGGAUCGAGGAGAUUCGUACCAAGGGAGAACAAUUGUUAGCUCAGAAGCAUCCAUCAGCUGGGGAAAUUCGAGCUCAGCUGGAUCAGCUUCACGGUACUUGGAGGAAACUAUUGUUAGUCUCCGGCAAUCGAGGAAGGGGUCUGGAGGAAGCUCAAGAUAUGCUUGAAUUUAACAAUCAGGUGGAGAAAAUUGAGGCCUGGAUACGAGACAAAGAGAUGAUGGUUCAGGCUGGAGAUGCUGGGAAAGAUUAUGAGCAUUGUCUCAGUCUUCAAAGAAAGUUGGACGAUGUUGACAGUGAUAUGAGGGUCGACGAUACCAGAAUUAAGACCAUCAAUGCACUCGCAGAUAAAUUGAUAAAGCAAGGACACGAUGUCGAGUCAAAACCCAUUCAACAACGUCGAGAUAAUUUUAAUAAUAAAUGGAAAGGUCUGCAGGGUGCACUGAGUGCUUACAGGGACAUUCUAGCUGGUGCACUUGAGAUUCAUUUAUUCAAUCGUGAUAUCGAUGACACCAGCCAACGAGUGAUUGAAAAAUCCCUCGUGAUGAAUACUCAAGACGUUGGAAAGGAUUUGGUAGCUGUCGAACAUCUCCAGAGAAAGCAAGAAGCGAUGGAACGAGAUAUGACAGCUAUAGAAGGAAAACUUAAAGAGCAUCGAUUAGAAGCAGAAGAACUCUCUCGCAAAUAUCCAGAAAAUGCACGCGAUAUAAAAACAAUGCUACACAAUUUACAAUCAAACUGGGAUGAUCUGCAACACCUGACGAAGCACAGGCGUGAUGCAUUGAAUCAGGCCUAUACACUUCAUAAAUUCUUGGCUGAUUUGCAUGAGGUCGAAAUUUGGGUUAAUGAUACAAUUAAGCGAAUGAACGAGUCCGAAGCUCCAACAACGAUUUCUGAAGCCGAAGCCCUUCUAGAGCUCCAUCAGGAACGAAAAGCUGAAAUUGAUGGACGACAGGAUACAAUAAAAUUGCUCAAUGAACAUGGGAAAAAAUUAGUGGCAAUUGAUUCUGAUAUCAAGGGGAGUUUAGGACAUUUGGAACAGUUGAGAACUGGUUUGAUGAACGCUUGGGAAGAGAGAAGAGAAAAAUUACUACAGGCCUAUCACUUGCAGCAGUUUAAAGAACAAGCUGAUCAGGCUGAUAGCUGGUUAGCAACUAAGGAAGCAUUCCUCAACAAUGAUGAUCUCGGAGAAUCUUUAACAGGUGUAGAAACCCUUAUAAGGAAACAUGGAGAAUUUGAAAAAAUGCUGACAUCACAACUCGGAAGAAUCGAUGAAUUAGAAACGUUUGCCAACGGAAUUCUGGCAGAAAAUCCGUCGGAUGCAUCAAUCAUCAAACAGCGAUUGAGCACAGUUUGCAGUAGACGAGAUAAAUUGAAGAAUAACGCUGGAGGGAGGAUGAAGAAACUAAUAGAGAGUCGAGAAUUGCAUCAAUUCCUCCGCAAUAUUUACGAAGUCGAAGGUUGGUUACAUCAGAAGCAGCAAGUAGCUGGUGACGAGAGUUAUCGAGAUCCUACAAAUCUCCAGAGUAAGAUUCAAAAACACGUUGCAUUUGAGAGUGAAUUAAUGGCUAAUCGAGGGAGAAUUGCAGGCAUAAUGAGUGAAGGUGAAAAUCUUAUUGAGAAUGAGCAUUAUGCGUCCAAAGAGAUUCAGGACAGACUCGAAGAUUUGGAGUCUGAAUGGAGGAUUCUUCAGCAAACAAGUGAACUCAAGAAAAAUCGACUGAACGAUGCAUAUCAGGCUCUUCUGUUUGGCCGAACAUUGGAUGAAUUCGAAACUUGGAUGGAUGAAAUAGAGGUGCAGUUGCAGUCUGAGGAUCAUGGUAAAGAUUUGUCCAGCAUCGCCAACUUAUUAAAACGACAUACAAACCUAGAAAACGAUGUACUUGGACACAAUGAAGCUUGUGAAUCCAUCAAGGAGACAGCUAUGAAUUUCCAAAGAACAAAGCACUUCAUGUGCGAUGAAAUUCAGGAAAGGGCACAGGCUUGCAUCAGUCGAUAUCAUAGUCUGCAGGAGCCAAUCCAAAUAAGACGGGAUAAUCUCGAAGAUGCUAAACUACUCCAUCAAUUCCUGAGAGAUGUUGAAGAUGAAUUACACUGGUUAACAGAAAAAGAACCCUUGGCUGCUAGUAAUGAUCUGGGUAGUUCUCUGAUGACAGUUCAAAGAUUACAGAAAAAACAUCAAGCUCUCGAAGCUGAAUUAAUAUCACGAGAACCGGUGGUAGCUUCGUUAACCGCACGAGCUGCAGGUAUGGUGAGGAGUGGACAUUUUGCGUGCGAAAAAAUUGAAUCAGCUGCGCAACAACUGCAGAAUAAGUUAUCGCAUCUCAGAGAUCUUGCCAGUGUUCGAAAACUGAGGCUUCUGGACGCUGUUGAAUCACAAAUGUUUUAUGCUGAGGCAACAGAAGCUGAGCAGUGGAUUAAAGAAAAAUAUCCUCAAUUACGAUCCACUGAUUAUGGGAAAGAUGAAGAUUCUGUGCAGUCCCUAUUGAAGAAGCUCGAAGGCCUUGAGCGUGACCUGUCCUCCUUUGAGAGCAAUGUUGAUAACUUGAAGAAACUGUCAGCAGGACUAAUUAAUAGACAUCACUUUGACAGCAAAAAUAUUGGACAGAAGCAAAAGGAAAUUGAGCAAAAGUUUACUGAGCUCAACAAAUUGAAAGAUUUGCGACUUCACAGAUUAUUAGAGAGUGAGAAGUUGUUCAAGUUUAUGCGACAAGCUGAUGAAGUGAACGAAUGGAUCAGUGAUCAAACAACAGUUGCAGCUUCAGAGGAUUAUGGAUCAGACGUUGAGCACGUUGAACUCCUUAUUCAAAUUUUCGAUAACUUUUUAGCUGGAUUAACUACCAGUGAAAACCGCAUUUUGGGAGUGAUUGAUGCUGGUGAGACCUUAAUCAAAGAACAGAAUCCAGAGGCCAGUAAAAUUCGUGGCAAAAUAGACGAGACAAAACAACAAUGGGAUGAUUUGAAGGAGUUGGCUCAUGCGAGACAAGAGGCACUCGCUGGUGCUAAACAAGUUCACAUGUUCGAUCGAACAGCUGAUGAAACAAUUACAUGGAUCCAGGAGAAAGAAGCUAGUCUCAGUUCUGAUGGAUAUGGACACGAUCUAGAGACAAUUCAGGCUCUAGUGAGAAAGCAUCAAGGGUUCGAGACUGAUCUAGCUGCGGUUAAGGAGCAAGUUGAGUCGGUAAUGACUGAAGCUUUGAGAUUAGCUGACUUAUUCCCAGACGCUAGGGAACACAUUGCUGUUAAACACGAGGAGGCUGAUGAAUCUUGGAAUGAUCUUCUGGAGAAAGCAGCUCAGAGGCGAAGUAAAUUAGCACAAGCUGAACAGCUUGAAACUUAUUUUGAUGAGUACAGAGAUCUUGUCUUCUGGAUUAAUGAAAUGGUGGCCAAAGUAACAGCUCCUGAGCUUGCUCGUGAUGUUCCAGGUGCUGAGGUUCUUAUAUCCAGGCAUAAUGAGUACAAAGUAGAGAUUGAUUCACGUCAAGAUGCAUUCAAUAAAUUCCAUCUAGUUGGUCGGGGCUUAAUCGAAGAUGGUCACUUUUUAGCUAAAGAAAUUCAAGAAAAAAUUUCAGUACUGGAACAGAGGAAAAAUGUGCUGACAGACACUUGGGAGCAAAGGAAAUUAAUAUACGAGCAGAAUCUAGAUACCCAAUUGUUCAAGCGUGAGGCAGAAACAUUGGAGAACUGGAUAAUAAGCAGAGAACCCAUGUUGCACGAUGGUAAUCUUGGUGAAACAAUUCCUCAGGUUGAGGACUUGAUACGCAAACACGAGGACUUUGAGAAAACCAUAGAAGCACAAGAAGACAAAUUCGAGGCAUUGAAACGAAUCACGAUGCUGGAGCAUGCUUUCCGUAAACAACAGGAAGCUGAAGUAGCUGCUAGGCAAGCGGAAAAGGAGCGAGUUGAGCGUGCAAGAAUUGAAGAGCGUAAACGGAAGGAGGUGCAAAGGAUCACUGAAGAGCGUAAACGUGAGGAGGAGCGAAGAAGAAUGCAAGACAGUCCUCACCACAGACCUCACGAUGAAAUAAACGGUAAAUCUGAGGAUCACGAAUCUUCGAGUACAUUGUCCCCACUAAAGAAUAGCAAUGCUACUUCAGAAGUUGUCGAAGUAUCUGGGCAUAAAUCUCAUGGAUUUUCUCACGUAUUCGGUGAUCGAUUGAAAAGGACAACUCCAGACAUCAAGCGAGCUGAAAGCAUGAAAAUCGAUACCAAGAAACCGAAACGAACACCUAGUUUUACCACUCGAAGACGCACUCAGAGUUUCAGAAAGCAUCAAAAAAUGGAGAACAUGGAUCCAUUGAGACCAGUUGAAAUUCAGGGUCUUUUAGAACGCAAACACGAGUUACAGAGUGGAGGUAAAAAGGCAGCUGUUCGAUCGUGGAAACAGUACUUUACUGUUUUAUGUGGGCAGUUGUUGUGCUUCUUCAAGGAUUACAGUGAUUUUUCGUUGAGCAAAGCUGCAACAGCACCUAUUACCAUAUUCAAUGCAACAUGCGAAAAAGCUGAAGAUUAUACCAAACGAAAACAUGUGUUUAGACUGAAGUGCACGGAUGGCUCAGAAUUUUUAUUCCUCGCUUCAAAUGAUCAGGAAAUGGAGGACUGGGUUAAUAAAAUUUCAUUCCAUGCCAAAUUACCACCGAGUCUGCAGCUGUUGAGGUACGAUGAGACCCAGAAAGAUGGAGCUGAAAGAUUACAGAGUCAAACUCCUGAUAUUAUUGGUGACGACAAUGCCUCCACCGAGAGUAGUCGAGCAUCUACUCCCGAAUUGGAGAGGAAAAAUUCUGUAAUUCGUCGUGAUGUUACAGAACAGCCAAAUGUUCAGGUGGAAUUCCUUCAGAAGCACAAGCAAAAUCAACAGUUGAGGGAGCCCAAGUCUCUGGAGUUUGUUGAGCCACCCAGAAUACCUGAGACACAGACGCAAACCGAGUUCUUGCAGAAACACAGACAGCAGCAGCUUCUGGCCCAGCAACUCCUUCAGCAGGAGCAGUUGGCCAUUCAGAGGGAUUAUCAUUCUCCCCCGGGGGAGAAACCACCUAUACCUCCUAGGGGAGCACCACCCCCUGUGCCAGCUAGAUCACCAAGUACAGAAAACGUCUUGCCAAUGAGGAGAAAUGAUAUCGAACAUCAUUUACCCGUUAGCAGACCUCAGUCAUACCAACAGCGAAGCUCUACGGUAAAUUAUAAUGGAUCAGGACAGCAUCCAACUGCUGAUAGCUGGCAUCGACAGAGCAGUGUUGAUUUUACUUCUUCUCCAGAUUUUGUAGAAGUAGCACCUCCCCUGCCAUCAAGUGCUCCGCCGCCACCCAGGAUGGCGCAAAGGGACACUCAUGACUCCGGAUAUGGAAGUACAAAUCCCAACCUGAGGCAGACUGGACAGCAGCAUCUCAAUUCAUUCACGGGUCGUCCAACUUCCCUACCACCGUAUGUCGCCCCACCACCAGCUAUUUCUCCAGUAAGUCAAAGCAUCUCAGUUGUUGAUGGGAGAAGGGCAUCUGAGAGUGGAUCAGAGAGCGAGCAGAGCAGUGGUGGUUCACGAAAGGAUCGAGAUUACAAGAGGAGCUCCGUCUUAAGUAAUUUGUUUGGCCGAAGAAAGAAGCCAUCUCAGUCGUAGCAUUCUACUUGAGAAAUGAUGAUUACAUUUGUGUACUUACAAUUGAAGAGGAUAGAGACACAAAAAGUCAUCACAACGUGAAAGGAAAUAAUGAAGGAAAUAUGUUACGAUAAUGAAUUCCAAACAUUUUUAUAUAAUCUACUAUUACUUUAUUUAUGAAUAAUUGAGGAAAGGAAAUUAAUUUUGUGUGUAAUCAAAGAACAAAAUCCGAGCAGGUGACUACAAAAGCAACUAUAAUUGUUACUUUGUUUUUAUUAAAUCGUUUGUGAUGUACCUGAUCUCGGAAAAUAGAGUUGAGAUGAAUCCAAGUUUGAUAUACAAUGAGUGAAGUAAAUAAGGAUGAAAGGAGAAAAAAACCGUAGGAUUUUUUUUUGUAGAUGACAUAAUAUAAUUCUUCCGCCGUGAACCGUUACGAAUGUUUAUAUAUAUAUAUAGAUAUAUAUAUAGAUCCAGAGAUUCCUAUAUAUUCGGUACCAAUGAUCAAUAUUGACUAUGAAUCCUCUCAAUUUUAUAUAAUCCGUGUAAUGAAACCAAUAUAUGAAUAUAGAUAUGUAUACAUUUAUUUUUUUGAGAAGAAGAGAGAAGAAACUUGGUAUUAAGCAUGUACAAUAUUUCUAGUUUAUUAACUGAUAUGGUUAACUGUAGAAAAAUAUGACACGUAUGAAAUGCAAAGAAAUAAAAUAUUCCACCUUGGAAA